This is a messenger RNA of Ustilaginoidea virens, 2877 nucleotides long. RefSeq lists its product as uncharacterized. The transcript has 2 exons. The coding region runs from base 1 to 2877 and encodes 958 amino acids. NCBI's taxonomy places the organism in Eukaryota, Fungi, Ascomycota, Sordariomycetes, Hypocreales, Clavicipitaceae. Gene Ontology annotation, cellular component: spindle pole; gamma-tubulin complex; equatorial microtubule organizing center. Gene Ontology annotation, biological process: microtubule nucleation; mitotic cell cycle; meiotic cell cycle. Gene Ontology annotation, molecular function: gamma-tubulin binding; microtubule minus-end binding. The record is from RefSeq and is a predicted model, not a curated record.
AUGAUCAGGGAAACAGCUGAAACAGACGUCUUUGCCAUUCCCGACUUCUGGAAGACAUCCAGAUGCCUGGAUCAACAAGCGACGAUACCAACCUGUUGUUUUGGACCAACAUCGGAUGAGCCGGGCCAGGACGAACCCAAGUUGCUACCUCUGCAACCAUUAAACCGCGAUAGGGAAGGCUUCUUUCGUAUACCUGAAUCAGCGUCUGCUGAACCUGACGACCCAAAAAAUGCAGAGGAACUGGACCAGGCCUGCUCUACAGAUGGACUUGAAGGCGAAGUUGAGUCCGAGAUCGAUGUCUGGAUGGACUCUGCGAGCCCCAGCCUUGGGUUGGCGACGUUCAGAACCUGGCAGGCGUUCUACAACGGGUCGCCAGUGCCGUGUAGGCCAUCGUUCUUGAGCGAAGCCGGAUCGGGAGCUUAUGACGCGCUGCUUCACUGGCCGACAGAUCCUCUGGAUCUUCAAAACAUCGACACGCCGGUUGUUGAGACUAGACCCUAUUUUUCGUCACUGUUGGCAUUGAGCCUUGGGCGGGAAUCCGUCUUCUUCUCGAAGGAGCCGGAGAAAGGGACGUUUAAGAGAACAAUAUCGACAUGCCGAGUCCCUGGGUACACAUGGCAGGUUCUUCAGGGAGUAGAGGCUCUGGCAAUGGAGUGUGGCUCCACAUACUCGGCCCUCGGAGCGUUUUCACAGUCGUUGUAUGCCUCAACAAGUCGCUGCGCAGUAGCCCUCGCUAGUUCCAUCCAAAGAAUAUUGGAGGCUGUUGAGUAUCGCGUCAUUGUGGAUGGGUGCCGACCGCAAUCAUUGCUGCAACUCCAGUCAUGCGUCCAACAGGCCUCGGCAGUUCUUCAACCUCUACGAGACCUCCAGGCCCGAACGCCCCGGAACUCUUCUGACCAAGAAAUUCUGUCAGUUGUUUUCCAGGAAGCUGCAACGCGCGAAUGGAGCGACAAGUCUAUUCAGGAUAUUCUAUACGAGAUGCUACGACGUGUAUCUAACCCCUGGAUUGAGUCUGUCGAAGAGUGGCUGGGGAUCCGGCCCGAGGUGGGCAUGCCUUUUACCAAAGCAAGCCUUGGAGCAGUGAAGGGAUUUGUCAAGGUAGACGUCGAGGUGCUGACAGACGACUUGGGACGAAGAUGCGAAGACGUGGAUUUCCGGCUCGACGCCGAUAAAGUACCGCAGUUCUUACCCAUGGACAUUGCUCGGUCAAUCUUUGAAACCGGCAGGAACCUCCGAUUCAUAGCAGAGUUUCAUCCCCAACAUCCCCUGUCCCAGCCAGAGUUGAUCAUGGCUCAAAGACCCCCCAAAGCCGGGUGGGUGUUUGAUUGGGCGUCAGUAUCCCAUCUGGAGAGGCACAUCCAACAAUAUCAGAGCAACUUGCUGCAGAAGAUGCAGCAGAGCCGGUUAGACUCUUCAAACAAUUUUUGCCAAUCUGGGGAUCCCCAAGUGGGACAAACAACCGGGUUCGCGUUGGAACUUUUCGGGUUGGACGAGGAAGUACUGGAACAACGAUUGCUCGAAUCAAUGACUCGACUAAAUCAGCCUUUGAAAGAGAGAUGCAAUACCGAUUCACUCGGCCGGCUUGUCAGGGAAAGCUCUUCUAGAGAUGAAGACGGUGACUUGGGGGUCGCGGACGAUAAACCACAUUGGUCCCUGGUGCCUAUCCUGUCAUUUGGUGGCAUAGUGUCGGCGCAAGCACGCAUUGUCAAUCGGGAAAGCCUGCGUCUGCUUUUCGCGGCGCAUGGCAUCCAGCAGCAUUUGAGAUUGCAGCGGGACUUCCAGUUGCUAGGGAAUGGCUUGUUUUGCAGCCGACUGUCCCAGGCCUUGUUCGACACGGAUCUUGAAACUGCCGAAAGACGUGCUGGCGUAGCACUUCAAGGAGGCGUCAUGGGCCUUCGUCUGGGAGGGCGGGCAACAUGGCCGCCAGCCAGCUCUGAACUUCGCCUCGCGCUCAUGGGGGUCCUCAGCGAAUCUUACGAGGGAGACGGCAGAUUGGAGAUGCCAAAGACACGGGGCUCAUGGGGCUACGAGGUUCCCAGCGCUGCUCCUUUGCCGGGGAACCUGAGCUUUGCCGUGCGCGACAUGUCGGAAGAAGAAAUCGACAAAUGUAUGGAUCCCGAUGCGUUGGAAGCUCUGGAUUUCCUCAGGCUUUCGUACACAACCCCUCCGGAACUGGCAUGCAUCAUCACACCGGUGCAUCUGAUGCAUUACGAUCGCAUCUUCAAGUUUCUUUUGCGAAUUCUGCGCAUGGUCUACACGGUGAACCAGUCAUAUCGAGACAUCAACUCUCGCCACCGGACUUCAUGGUUUGGGGAGAACGCAGCCCUCAGGUUCGUCCGAGAGUCGCAGCAUUUCGUGAGCAGCGUCGCAUCCUACUUUCUGGACAGCGGCGUCGCCAUUGCGUGGCAGGCGUUUGAGCAAAGGCUCGAUAAAAUGCGGGUUGAGCUCGACGACGCGGACGCGUGCGUGCCGAAGGCCGUCUACAGGCCGAGUCAAGUUCGGGACAUGCACUCACGGGUACUCGAGAGGAUAAUGCACGCCCUCUUCCUGCGGAAACGCCAACAGCCAGUGAUUCGACUCUUGGAGGAAAUAUUCGCCAUGGUCCUGUCGUAUGCGAAGCGUUUAAGACUGCAGGCCCUGGGGAUGGCGAAUGAAGAGGCAGGUGAUGACGCAGAAACCGCUGCGUUGUAUGCACAGUUCAAAAGAAAGCUGCAAAUAUUCAUCACCGUGUGUCGAGGAUUGUCGGAAAAGGGGAGGGCGGGCAACCAAACAUUAGCUGAGGGCACAAUAUCGGACGAGGCCGGCAUCGGGGACGACGGCUUGAUUGCGCAGCUGUUGACAAAGCUGGACAUGGGCGAUUAUUACUGUAGGCAUUGA